UGGGGGGUCCGGGCGGCGGGGGGCAGUGCCAUGCACAAGCACCAGCACUGCUGUAAGUGCCCCGAGUGCUAUGAGGUGACCCGCCUGGCCGCCCUGCGACGCCUCGAGCCUCCUGGCUAUGGGGACUGGCAGGUGCCCGAUCCCUAUGGGCCAGGUGGGGGCAAUGGAGCCAGCGCGGGUUAUGGGGGCUAUAGCUCCCAGACCCUGCCUUCGCAGGCAGGGGCUACCCCCACUCCCCGCACCAAGGCCAAGCUUAUCCCCACUGGCCGGGAUGUGGGGCCAGUGCCCCCUAAGCCAGUCCCAGGCAAGAACACCCCCAAACUCAAUGGGAGCGGCCACAGCUGGUGGCCAGAGUGCACCUGUACCAACCGGGACUGGUAUGAGCAGGUGAAUGGCAGUGAUGGCAUAUUCAAGUAUGAGGAGAUAGUCCUUGAGCGGGGCAAUUCCGGCCUGGGCUUCAGCAUUGCAGGUGGCAUCGACAACCCCCAUGUCCCUGAUGACCCUGGCAUCUUUAUUACCAAGAUCAUCCCUGGUGGAGCAGCUGCCAUGGAUGGGAGGCUGGGGGUGAAUGACUGUGUGCUGCGGGUGAAUGAGGUGGACGUGUCGGAGGUGGUGCAUAGCCGGGCCGUGGAGGCACUGAAGGAGGCGGGCCCUGUGGUGCGGUUGGUGGUGCGGAGGCGACAGCCCCCACCUGAGACCAUCAUGGAGGUCAACCUGCUCAAAGGGCCCAAAGGUCUGGGUUUCAGCAUUGCUGGGGGGAUUGGCAACCAGCACAUCCCAGGAGACAACAGCAUCUACAUCACCAAGAUCAUUGAGGGGGGUGCUGCUCAGAAGGAUGGACGCUUACAGAUCGGGGACCGGCUGCUGGCGGUGAACAAUACCAACCUGCAGGAUGUGAGGCACGAGGAAGCUGUGGCCUCACUGAAGAACACAUCAGAUAUGGUCUAUCUGAAGGUGGCCAAGCCAGGCAGCCUCCACCUCAACGACAUGUAUGCACCCCCUGACUACGCCAGCACUUUUACUGCCUUGGCUGACAACCACAUAAGCCAUAAUUCCAGCCUGGGUUAUCUCGGGGCUGUGGAGAGCAAGGUCAGCUACCCUGCUCCUCCUCAGGUUCCCCCUGCCCGCUACUCUCCCAUCCCCAGGCACAUGCUGGCUGAGGAGGACUUCACCAGAGAGCCCCGCAAGAUCAUCCUGCACAAGGGCUCCACAGGCCUGGGCUUCAAUAUCGUAGGAGGAGAGGAUGGAGAAGGCAUUUUUGUCUCCUUCAUCCUGGCAGGAGGCCCAGCUGACCUGAGUGGGGAGCUGCGCAGGGGAGACCGGAUCUUAUCGGUGAAUGGCGUGAAUCUGAGGAAUGCCACUCAUGAGCAGGCUGCAGCUGCUCUGAAACGGGCUGGCCAGUCAGUCACCAUUGUGGCCCAGUACAGACCUGAAGAGUACAGUCGCUUUGAGUCGAAGAUACAUGACUUGCGAGAACAAAUGAUGAACAGCAGCAUGAGCUCUGGGUCUGGGUCCCUCCGGACAAGUGAGAAGAGGUCUUUGUAUGUCAGGGCCCUGUUUGAUUAUGACCGGACUCGGGAUAGCUGCCUGCCAAGCCAGGGGCUCAGCUUCUCCUAUGGUGACAUCCUUCAUGUUAUUAAUGCCUCUGAUGAUGAGUGGUGGCAGGCAAGACUGGUGACCCCACAUGGGGAAAGUGAGCAGAUUGGUGUGAUCCCCAGUAAAAAGAGGGUGGAAAAGAAAGAGCGAGCUCGAUUGAAAACCGUGAAGUUCCAUGCCAGGACGGGGAUGAUUGAGUCAAACAGGUCGAUCAAAACGAAACGUAAAAAGAGUUUCCGCCUCUCUCGAAAGUUUCCAUUUUACAAGAGCAAAGAAAACAUGGCCCAGGAGAGCAGCAUACAGGAACAGGGAGUGACAUCCAACACCAGUGACAGCGAAAGCAGUUCCAAAGGACAAGAGGAUGCUAUUUUGUCAUAUGAGCCAGUGACACGGCAAGAAAUUCACUAUGCAAGGCCUGUGAUCAUCUUGGGCCCAAUGAAGGACAGAGUCAAUGAUGACCUGAUUUCAGAGUUCCCACAUAAAUUUGGAUCCUGUGUGCCACAUACUACUCGGCCUCGGCGUGAUAAUGAGGUGGAUGGACAAGACUACCACUUUGUGGCAUCCCGAGACCAGAUGGAGAAGGACAUUCAGGACAAUAAGUUCAUCGAGGCAGGCCAGUUCAACGAUAAUCUCUAUGGGACCAGCAUCCAGUCAGUGCGGGCAGUGGCUGAGAGGGGCAAGCACUGCAUCUUGGAUGUUUCUGGCAAUGCCAUCAAGAGGCUGCAGCAAGCUCAGCUUUACCCCAUUGCCGUUUUCAUCAAGCCCAAGUCCAUCGAAGCGCUUAUGGAGAUGAACCGACGGCAGACGUACGAGCAGGCGAAUAAGAUCUAUGACAAAGCCAUGAAACUGGAGCAGGAGUUUGGGGAGUACUUCACAGCCAUUGUACAGGGUGACUCACUGGAGGAGAUUUAUAACAAAAUCAAACAAAUCAUUGAGGACCAGUCGGGGCACUACAUUUGGGUCCCAUCCCCUGAAAAACUCUGAAGAACACCCCCCAACCAUUCUCUUGUGAACAGAAGAAAUCAAGUCCCUCUUCCCUCCUCCUUCAUUCCUGUCCCCACUGGGAGAACAAACGACUACUGUUCUUGUCCCCUUUUUUAGCUAUGUCAAAAAAAUUGAGUUUUCUAGUCCUGUUCUUUUUAAAUUUUGGUUUUGUUUUAGUUUAUUUUUGGGGAUGAUGCCAUCUCACUCAUCGUGUGGCUGUGCCCAUUCCCGCAUGGACCUUCCCCCAGCACUAGCACUGGUGCAGACCUGCCGGAGUCAUUGUUUCAUCCAAACCAAGCGGAGCAAAGAGAAGAGAGGAGGACUGAUGGGAAGACAGACUCGGGGCAGCUGCACGGCUUGUGAAGUGAGCUCCACGUGCCGUGGGACAAGGUGCUCCUGGGCAUGUCUACCGCUCUGUACUGCCGUCACGCAGCUCCGAACAGCGCUAUAUAAUGGCGACAGAAAAUAUUUAUAUAUAGAUAUAUAUAUGUAAUUUAUAUAAAAUAUAUAGAAAUUAUUAUAUAUAUAUAUUAUACACUCUCAUAUAAUAUAUAUAUAUUCACACACA
Molecule: messenger RNA, 3148 nt
Organism: Manis pentadactyla (Chinese pangolin)
Lineage: Eukaryota; Metazoa; Chordata; Mammalia; Pholidota; Manidae
Gene: DLG3
Product: discs large MAGUK scaffold protein 3
Exons: 20
Coding region: 31-2580 (849 amino acids)
Biological process (GO): chemical synaptic transmission
Cellular component (GO): neuron projection; neuromuscular junction; postsynaptic density membrane
Molecular function (GO): kinase binding
Source: RefSeq, a predicted model, not a curated record